Molecule: messenger RNA, 663 nt
Organism: Salvia hispanica
Lineage: Eukaryota; Viridiplantae; Streptophyta; Magnoliopsida; Lamiales; Lamiaceae
Source: RefSeq, a predicted model, not a curated record
AUGCCGGCAAAGAUGAAGGAUCCGGGGAUCUUCAACAUCUCUUGUGUGAUCGGGAAUGAUAUGCAAACUAAGGCCUUGUGUGAUUUGGGGGCAAGCAUAAAUCUUAUGCCCCUAAGCUUCUUCCGGAAGUUGAAGUUCGGUGUCUUGAAGCCAACUACUAUCACUCUUCAAAUGGCGGAUAAAUCCAACAAGUUCCCCAAUGGAAUCCUAGAGAAUGUAUUGGUGAGAGUGAAUGAUUUUAUCUUCCUGGUAAACUUUGUAGUUUUGGACAUGAAGGAGGAUCCAAAUGUCCCCCUUAUCCUUGGAAGGCCAGUCCUUGCUACGGGGAAGGCUCUAAUUGAUGUCACUAAGGGAGAACUUACCCUUCGACAUGGAAAUAAGACGGCCAUCCUUUGUAUGUUAGAUAAGAUGAAACGCCAAGAAAUGGAAAAAUUAAUGAGGGUAGAAGCUAAGGCAUUGGAGGUUAAAGAAUGCAAGGUGGUACAAGAGGCAUAUGUGAAAGCCAAGGAUGAUACUAAAUUGGCACAAGGUGUAUUUAUAGAAAUUGUUGUUGGGAAAAAUGUGAAACAUAUUUGGUGGAAGAAGCGGUUGAACAAGCUUUAUGUGGUUGCACGAGCUAAGACGGUCCCCGAUAAAAUUGUUAGAGUAAGGUUGGAUCGUUGA